Pipra filicauda (Wire-tailed manakin) is the source of this 1820-nucleotide messenger RNA. It is a transcript of the gene OXSM, whose product is annotated as 3-oxoacyl-ACP synthase, mitochondrial. The coding region runs from base 231 to 1616 and encodes 461 amino acids. The record is from RefSeq and is a predicted model, not a curated record. NCBI's taxonomy places the organism in Eukaryota, Metazoa, Chordata, Aves, Passeriformes, Pipridae. Gene Ontology annotation, molecular function: 3-oxoacyl-[acyl-carrier-protein] synthase activity. The transcript has 3 exons. Gene Ontology annotation, biological process: fatty acid biosynthetic process.
GGCGGUGGGGACCGCGGGGGAAGCCGCUCCCAGCGGGGCGGGGCGGCAAUGGCGGCGGAGGGCAGUGCGUUUGGGCCAGGGUUUGACUGCUGAUGUAGGCAUUAAAAGUAGUCACUACCCUUUGAACAGCCGGGGCCGUCCGGUAAUGCUUGUUUCCGGGGGAAGUUGCCCCGCGCCUGGUUUUCCCGCAGAGCAGUUACAGGAAUGUGCUUGAAGUGAUUAUUGCCACCAUGUUCUCACAGCACUCGCAGGAUCUGUUAAAGGUUGCAAAUCUUCAUCUCCGGAGUCUGAAUUUAAAUCUACAUUUACAAAACCACAGAAGAGCUUUCAGCAAGUCACUGCCUGCAUGUCGAAGGAAAGUAGUGGUUACAGGUAUUGGCUUAGUGUCCCCUCUUGGUGUGGGGACUCAGUUUGUGUGGAAGCACCUUCUUGAAGGAGGCAGUGGGAUUACAUCACUAGAUGGGGAAGAAUAUGCAGGCAUCCCAUGUAGAGUGGCUGCUUGUGUGCCAAGGGGAAAAAAGGAGGGUCAGUUCAGUGAAGAAAGCUUUGUGUCAAAGUCAGAGAUCAAAUCCAUGAGUUCUGCCACUGUGAUGGCCAUCGGUGCAGCAGAACUAGCAAUGAAGGACUCCGGCUGGUCUCCCCAGUCUGAACAGGAUCGCUUAAGUGCCGGUGUGGCAAUUGGGAUGGGAAUGGUUCCACUGGAAGAAAUUUCUGACACAGCUGCCUUAUUUAAAACAAAGGGUUACAAUAAGGUCAGCCCGUUUUUUGUGCCAAAGAUUUUAGUUAAUAUGGCAGCAGGCCAUAUCAGCAUUAAGUACCAACUGAAAGGGCCAAAUCACGCUGUGUCAACCGCUUGUACCACAGGCGCACAUGCAGUUGGAGACUCCUUUAGGUUUAUUGCUGCUGGUGAUGCUGAUGUCAUGUUGGCUGGAGGGACUGAGGCUUGCAUUAGUCCUUUGUCUUUGGCUGGAUUCGCAAGAGCUCGGGCCCUCAGCACGAGUUUUAACUCGAGCCCUAAAACGGCCUGUCGACCGUUUGAUUCGAAGAGAGAAGGGUUUGUAAUGGGAGAGGGUGCUGCUGUGCUGGUCUUGGAAGAGUAUGGACACGCCGUACAAAGAGGUGCUAGGAUCUAUGCCGAAGUUUUAGGUUAUGGACUGUCUGGUGAUGCUUGCCACAUAACAGCACCUAAUCCAGAGGGAGAUGGUGCGUUCAGGUGUAUGUCUGCAGCAAUAAAAGAUUCUGGGAUCAAACCUGAAGAUGUAACAUAUGUCAAUGCACAUGCAACUUCUACACCUCUAGGAGAUGCUGCUGAGAAUCAAGCAAUCAAGAGACUUUUUAAAGAUCACUCACGUAAUAUUGCGGUUUCCUCAACAAAAGGAGCAACGGGACAUCUCUUGGGGGCUGCAGGAGCUAUUGAAGCAGCUUUUACUGCACUGUCCUGUUACCAUGGAAUUUUGCCACCUACUCUAAACUUACAGAAAACAGAGGCAGAGUUUGAUCUCAAUUACGUUCCAUUAACUGCUCAGGAGUGGAAAACUGAAAAACGGCGUAUAGCACUCACAAAUUCGUUUGGUUUUGGUGGUACUAAUGCAACUUUGUGCUUUGCAAGUGUUUAACUUAUGCUGAGAAUGUUGAGCAAAAAUGGCACCAGUGAUGAUUUUCUGUACUUCUACCCUUGGUGUGUACUGUAAUCUUUUCUCAUCUUUGAGAGUUGCUCAUUUGAUGCAUAAGAACUUUAUUCACUCUAAAAUUUACAUCAGUAAUUCUUUUAGAAAGAGGGAACUUCUUUUACUCAUUUUAAUAAAAAUAAAUAAAAGAUC